Messenger RNA from Mesoplodon densirostris (Blainville's beaked whale), 2112 nucleotides. Its product is annotated as uricase. Gene Ontology annotation, molecular function: urate oxidase activity. The transcript is spliced from 9 exons. Gene Ontology annotation, cellular component: peroxisome. The coding region runs from base 342 to 1247 and encodes 301 amino acids. Gene Ontology annotation, biological process: urate catabolic process; purine nucleobase catabolic process. The record is from RefSeq and is a predicted model, not a curated record. Lineage: Eukaryota; Metazoa; Chordata; Mammalia; Artiodactyla; Ziphiidae.
GUUUCCACCGCGUGAACAUUAAGUGUCGCCGCUGUUUGUUCUUAAUCUCCGAAACGCUGAAGCCUGGAGGAAAGGCAGCCGCCUUCGAGGGUUGGACCCCACUUUCCGUCGUCCCAUCCUCAGCGACUGCAGCCUCCUGAGGUUCUUCAGUGGCGGCUUUGCGUUUCAAGCCUUUGUUUCCGCUGCCGCCGCUCUUAUGCCCGGCCUUCGCCAUGGUAUUUCUGCUCCUUGUGGUCUGUACGGAAACGGAAGUAGCUUUCUCCUCCGACCCCCGUCCUUAAGUGAAUGUUCAGAAGCAAAGCACUUGAUGAAGUAAAGUGUGGAUCCUUUAAAAGAAGCAGAUGAAGUUUGAAGCAGUGAAUAAUGAUGAGAUGGAGCUUGUCCGAACUGGCUAUGGGAAGGAUAUGGUAAAAAUUCUCCAUAUUCAGCGAGAUGGAAAAUAUCACAGCAUUAAAGAAGUGGCAACUUCAGUGCAACUUACUCUGAGCUCCAUAAAAGAUUACCUGCAUGGAGACAAUUCAGACCUCAUCCCUACAGACACCAUCAAGAACACAGUUCACGUCCUGGCAAAGUUCAAAGGCAUCAAAAGCAUAGAAAGUUUUGCUGUGAAUAUCUGUGAGCAUUUCCUUUCUUCCUUUAACCAUGUUAUUCGAGUUCAAGUCUAUGUGGAAGAAGUCCCUUGGAAGCGUUUUGAAAAGAAUGGAGUUAAGCAUGCCCAUGCAUUUAUUCAUACUCCCACUGGAACGCACUUCUGUGAGGUUGAACAGUUGAGGAGUGGACCUCCAGUCAUUAAUUCUGGAAUAAAAGACCUCAAAAUCUUGAAAACAACCCAGUCCGGAUUUGAAGGAUUCAUCAGGGACCAGUUCACCACCCUCCCUGAGGUGAAGGACCGGUGCUUUGCUACCCAAGUGUACUGCAAGUGGCGCUACCACCAGGGCAGAGACGUGGACUUUGAGGCCACCUGGGACACUCUUAGGGACAUUUUCCUGAAGAAAUUUGCUGGACCCUAUGACAAAGGCGAGUACUCGCCCUCUAUCCAGAAGACCCUCUAUGACAUCCAGGUGCUCUCCCUGAGCCAGGUUCCUGAGAUAGAAACUAUGGAAAUCAGCCUGCCAAACAUUCACUACUUUACCAUAGACAUGUCCCAGAUGGGACUGAUCAACAGGGAAGAGGUCUUGCUACCAUUAGACAAUCCAUAUGGCAGAAUUACUGGUACAGUCAAGAGGAAGCUGACUUCAAAGCUGUAACAUUGUGGCCACCAGUGGGAGUCCAUUCUCAGUUGAGACAUUCCUUAAGCCACUUGUGAUGCUGGAAAUCAUAGUGUGUAGCCAUGCAAAAUUUCAACCUAGUAUGUUGAGUUAUAGUGUUCAUUUUGCGCCUAUAUGAAAGAAUUCUUCUACACCUAGCUCAGCAAAGUGUUUCAGAAUUAGUAAUUAUAACAUGCUUUGUGGACACAGUUUACUUUACAAAUGCUGAGCAGUAUUAGAAUAAUCAUAAAUCAAUGUUUCAUUUCAGUGGUCUUGUUCCUUCCUAUCUUAGAGAAGCUUUAGAAUCCAUUCAUUAAGAAGAUAAUCAUGAAUCAAUGGAGGUGUGAUACCAGUUAAUUUUGUGCACAAGUUUAAGAAGCUAGCAUUGUUUUCAUCCUACUGAUGCUAAAACUUGCUCCUUGGUAAUGCAAUGAUAUUAAUGACAAUAUCAUAUUUUGAAAAAUAUCACCAUUGUGACUUCAAUUAGACUAAAUACUUGAGUUCUUAAGAAUGCUCUAGCAUAUGUAUCAUUGGGAGUAUAUUUCCACUCUAAAAGUACUCUUUAAUCUUAAUGUAUUGGUUUUAUGACUUUUACAACCCUUAAAGAAUAUUUAGUAUACACUGAGGCACUGAAAAAAGUGUAAAUGGCUUUUCUUUGAAUAAUGCAUCACUUUGGCACAAAGAGCCACAUUUAAUAAGUGGUAAGUCAAUACCCAGGUGGUUGAAUAUACAUAUAGAAAGACUAGAGACUAUAUUUAUGAAAAUAUCAGCAAUGAUGAUUUCUGGAUGGUGGGAUUAUGAGCGAUUUUUUUUUUGUCAUGUGAUUUUUUGAAUCUUCCAGAUAUGAACAUUUAUUACUUUUAUA